Molecule: messenger RNA, 1629 nt
Organism: Sporisorium graminicola
Lineage: Eukaryota; Fungi; Basidiomycota; Ustilaginomycetes; Ustilaginales; Ustilaginaceae
Exons: 1
Coding region: 1-1629 (542 amino acids)
Biological process (GO): glutaminyl-tRNAGln biosynthesis via transamidation; mitochondrial translation
Cellular component (GO): mitochondrion; glutamyl-tRNA(Gln) amidotransferase complex
Molecular function (GO): glutaminyl-tRNA synthase (glutamine-hydrolyzing) activity
Source: RefSeq, a predicted model, not a curated record
AUGGUCGGCACACUAGCAAGAGGACGAUUGGCACGGCGUUGCCUUAGCGUAGGCACCAGCUUCGCUCCGCCCGGCCGACGAAGCUGUGCUGGCAUCUGCUGCACAACGCCUCUAUCUGCGAAGCUGGCUGGCCGAAGCAUCACGACAUCCUCGAUAGCGCGCAACGACUCCCAAGUGUUCCAGGAUGGUCCCUUCGACCCGUACAACGCUAUAGUAGCCGAAAUUGGGCCAUCCUCGAGCUCCACAGCGCAAAGUGCAGUCGCAGGCCCUCUGAGCGGAUGGUCAGCAGCGAUCAAGGCCAACAUCUGCGUGCGCGGUACUCCCGCCACGUGCUCCAGUGUCAUGCUGCAGACCUUCCAGCCGACUUUCGACGCUGCCGCCGUGUCGGCUUUACGCAACGCAGGUGCAGACAUCAGCUGCAUCACCAACUGCGACGAGUUUGGCAUGGGCUCCAACAACGUGCACUCGAUUCACGGGCCAGUGCGCAAUCCCGCGUCUGCAACCGCUACGCAAGGACAAGUGUGGGAUCUCGAGGCAGAGAGGGUGGCUGGAGGGAGCUCCGGUGGAUCAGCAGCGGCGGUGAGAGCAGGACUGGCGAGGUUUGCGCUCGGAAGCGAUACGGGUGGCAGUGUCAGAUUGCCCGCAGCAUAUUGCGGCGUGGUGGGUCUCAAGCCGAGCUACGGAUUGGUCAGUCGGUGGGGGCUGGUAUCGUAUGCGGAUAGCCUGGACACCGUGGGUGUACUUUCUAAGACGGUCGAGGAUGCAGCAACCGUCUACGAUGUGCUCGCACAGCACGACGUGCGAGACCCGACAAGCGCCAGCACCGAAGCACGUGCAGCCGCCGCCGCCACCACGGACAGCCUGCUCAACUCGCUCGCAUCCCCAAGCUCAUCGCAGCCGCUCAAGGGGCUUCGUGUCGGAGUGCCGAAGGAGUACUUUCCCACCGAGUUGCACCCACGCGUGCUGCCGCCCUUCCGACGCGCAGUCGCCGCGCUGGAGCAGCUCGGGGCGCAAGUGGUGCAGAUCAGCCUGCCGACUACGCCGUCUGCUCUCAGUGCGUACUACAUCAUCUCCUGCGCCGAAGCCAGCAGCAACCUCGCGCGGUACGACGGCGUCGAGUACGGCUUCCACCAACCUCGUGCACCGGGCCAUCACGCAUACGCAGCCACACGCACGGCCGGCUUUGGCGACGAGGUGCGCAAGCGCAUUCUGCUCGGCACGUUUGCACUCACCGCCGAUGCAUUCGACAACUUCUUCCUCCAGGCGUCACGCAUUCGGGCUCAGGUGCAGCAGGACUUCGCCGCUGCAUUGCGGGUCCGUCACCCUUCCACCAGGGCAGAGGGCGGCGCGGUCGAGGGAGUCGAUGUGAUCGUCCACCCUUCCGCGGUGGACACGGCGCCGACACUGGCUUCGGCGCUGAGAGAGAGCGAGGGCACAGACGCAGCGGAGUAUGUGCAGGAUAUUCUGACGGUGCCGGCGAGCUUGGCGGGGCUGCCGGCGCUCUCGGUGCCCGCGGGUGUAGCGCAGGACGAUGGCUGGCCUGUCGGGGUGACGCUCGUGGCUCAAUGGGGGUGUGACAAGGCACUGCUGCACGUGGGCAAGCAGUUACAGUCGCAGCUCGAUGCAUAG